UCCACUCGGAUGACAAGUAAACCCAAGCGCACAAGUAACAGGGCUUGGAGCUUUGUAGUGCUCCUGCUGAGUAUCUGAGCAAUUUCAGGGUACUGAUUAGGCAGUUGUGGAAAUGGAAGUAGAAUUGCUUUAGCAGAAGAAUGCGAUGAUGGAAAUAAAAACGAUGGAGAUGGCUGUAGUUCUGAGUGAAAGCUUGAAACUGGAUUUGAUUGUUACGGGCUAGGAAUUGCUCAAAUGGCGGUUUGAACCCCGACUUGAGGAGAUUCUACGAUUAGAGGCAGAGAAACUUGCGAUGAUGGAGGAGAAAUUAACGGUGAUGGGUGUGAUAGUAAUUGACAUUUAGAACCAGGCUUUGAAUGCUCUGGAACUCCAUCUGUUUGUAAUUUAAAAUGCUCAAAUGGAUCUAUAAACCCUGGAGAACAAUGAGAUGAUAGAAAUGAUAACAAUGGGGAUGGAUGUAACUCAAACUGACAAAUAGAAACUGGAUAUGAAUGCUUCGGAUCUCCCUCAUCUUGCAACUUAUUAUGCUCAAAUGGAGUCGUUGAUGCUGGUGAGCAAUGAGAUGAUGCAAACACAAAUAACGGGGAUGGAUGCAACUCAAAUUGACAAAUAGAAAAUGGGUAUGAAUGCUCAGGAUAUCAGUCAUCAUGAAAUUUGAUCUGUUCCAAUGCAAGAGUUGACUCAAGAGAAACCUGUGAUGACGGAAACUUAGCAGAUGGAGAUGGGUGUUCUUCUACAUGACAAAUUGAAAUGGGAUAUGAGUGUACUGGAGCUCCAUCACAAUGAAAGGAAAUUUGUGGAGACUCACUUAUUAUUGGAAAUGAGCAAUGUGAUGACACUAACACAGAUUUUGGGGAUGGCUGCUCUGAUCUCUGUAAAAUUGAAACAGGCUUCAGCUGAACUGGGCAACCAUCUGUUUGUAUAGACAUUUGUGGGGACUCAAGAAUUGUCACGCAAGCCCAGCAAUGUGAUGACGGAGGAAACUAUGACAAUGAUGGGUGUUCUCAUAGCUGCAUAAUUGAGAUUGGCUGGGAGUGAAACGGAGUUCCAUCUGACUGACACCCCAUAUGCAGCGAUGGUUUGAUCAAAGGUCAGGAACAAUGUGAUGAUCAGAACCUUGUAGACAAUGAUGGCUGCAACCAUCGAUGAAUAAUUGAGCAAGGUUGGAACUGCACUGGGGUAUCUUCAAUCUGUGUCCCCAUAUACUCUGAUGGGAUUAUUGUUGGAGAUGAACAAUGAGAUGAUGGAAACACCAAUGAUAAUGAUGGGUGCACUAUAAUGAGCAAGCAACAAGACUUUUACAAUUGAACAGGCCAGCCUUCAGUAUGAAUCAAAACUUCUUCGACUUCACUUUCGGAAUCACAAAAGCUGGUUGGAAACUCAAUCAAAGGUGGCAUUGCAGCUAGCUUUGCCAUAGGGAUGGUAGUAUCACUUACAUUGAAUGUUCCAACUUCAUCACUGUGGAGCUUGAUUAACACUCUGCAAAUCUUACACUAUGUGCCGAUGUUUAAUCUCUACUUCUCAGCAAGCAUUCUCAAAAUGUUUAGUUUCACAGGGAUCUCUAAUAUGCAAGUUGAGUACUUGUCAUCACUAUUCCUGAUGCACAUUGACGAAGGGCAGCUUGCACAUCACACUGAAGUGACUUAUAGACAUGCAAACCAAGGAUAUGAGUCAACAAGCAUUUUGCUAAACUCUCCAGACACUCUAAGCCUAUUGAUAUUACUGAGUGGAUACUAUUUUGCCAUAUUUAUUCUCUAUCUACUAAUGAGGAUCACAAGAAUCAACUAUGAGAACGCUAAUUGGAUAGUUAAGUAUCCAUGCAAAUUCGUUGUCAAAGAAUGUGAGAGCUUUUGGUUCAACUCCUUGAUCAGAAUUGGAUUUGAAAUAUUCUUGGAUUUGAUGUUUUCAAGUAUACUGAAUCUGCACUAUUUCAGUAUUCUUAAUAAAUCUGACAUAUACUCUUCGUCAGUGGCAACAUUUUGUUGAGUAUGCUUGGCUGUAUUUGGAACAUUGGUCAUUUUGGUAUGAAUCACAAAGAUGAGAACCCCUAUACAUAUUCCAGCAAUCACAUUUGGGGAGGUCCAGAAAGGGAAACUUGACAUUCUGUUUGCAGACAUUAAGCCAGAAAGAAGGCUUCCACCAUUUGUGCAUAUUGCAUUUUUGCUCCAAAGAUGAAUCCUAAUUUGGCUCAUAAUUUUUGGGACUUCAGGAUUGACUCAAGUGAUUGUAUUUGGAGUUGCAUGCAGUUUGAAAUUUGUAUACAUAGUAAUUUGCAGACCAUCAAACAAUCCAUGAUCAAAUUUUCAAGACUCGGUUUAUGAAUUGAUAUUAUCAACCAUUGUGCUUUCGUUCACACAAUUUACCAAAUCCUCCACAGAAUUUGCUACAACAGGAAAACCUGCAAUAAUAGGGUACAUUUGCAUAUCAUUGGUUGUGUUUACUAUAAUCUUGCACUAUCUGAUUGUUAUUCAACAGAUUUUGCUUAAAUUUACUCGAAAGCCAGUAAAGACCAAGCAAAACUCUCAAAAGAAUUCCUAUAUAAAAACACAGAAAGGUAGAAAAGUUACACCAGUAACAGUUAUGAGGCCAGUUGAAACUUCUCAGAAGAUAUCUAAAGUGUCUGCUUCAAAUAUUUUGGAGAGAUAUAUAGACCGGAGCACUACUCCAAGUAACGUUGUUUUGAAGAAUUAAGUAAAAG
Molecule: messenger RNA, 2698 nt
Organism: Moneuplotes crassus
Lineage: Eukaryota; Ciliophora; Spirotrichea; Euplotida; Euplotidae
Source: the annotation of a GenBank genome assembly